CAUUCGCGGGACAGAGGCGCCAAACUCGAGAGUGUUUAUAUGAUUUUCUUGCAGUUUUUUUGGGGAAUAUGAAACAACGAUGACGGAGAUACUAUUCAACAAGAAAUUACAAGUGCAUGUCAAAUGUAAAGACUGCGAUGACCGGCGCUCAACAAUCCGAAUUAGUGUUGAACUUCAGUUCACCAGUAAUCCGAUUCAUAAAAAGGAUCUAGUCAUACGGCUGACAGAUGAUGUGGAUCUGUACUUUCUGUACAACCUCACCAUAUCAGAAGAGGACUUCCAAAGUCUGAAGGUGCAGCAGGGCCUGUUGGUGGACUUCAGCUCGUUCCCCCAGAGGUUCAUAGACCUGUUGGAACAGUGUCUUCUCGAGCAGGACAAGGAGAGCCCAAGGUUCCUGCUUCAGCUGUGCUGUUCCUCGUCCACUCUGGACCACGGCCCCGCGAGCCUGAACGUGGUGGAGACCAACCCCUUCAAGCACCUGACGCACCUGUCCCUCAAGCUGCUCCAUGGCACCGACGUGGAGAUCAAGAAGUUCCUCGCCUCCUGCCUGGCCAACAUGAAGGAGGAGAAGCAGCUGUUGGAGCAGAGGCUGAAGAAGACCGAAGAGGAUUUGUCCAGGCAGCUGAGCUUCACCCAACAGACGCUGGCGGAGAAGAGUAGAGAGCUGGACAAGCUGCGCUCCGAGUGGACGUCCCAGACCACCUCACUGUCCAGCAAACACACACAGGACCUAACGACGGAGCGUGAGAAGGCUCUCGAGACCCAGACGCGGCUGCAGCAGCAGAAUGAGCAGCUGCGGCGUGAGCUGGAGAGUGCGCACCAGCGCAGCACGGAGCAGCUCCAGAGCCGAUUGGCCGAGCUGGAGGCCUCGGCACGCGACCUCACCGACCGACGCUACCGCAACGAGGCCACCAUCCGCGACCUCAAGGCCAAACUCACCGGCGUAGAGGAGGAAUGCCAGCGGGCGAAGCAGCAGGUGUCGUGUCUGCGUCGUGAGAACGGGACGCUGGACCAGGAGUGCCACGCUAAGGAGCGCGAGCUCAACCAGCUGCACACGCGCGUCGCCGUGCUGGAGCAGGAGGUCAAGGACAAGGAGCAGCUGCUGGAACGCACCAGGGACGUACUGGACGCUACGCAGCAGCAGAAGACGUCCGUGGAGGGAAAUGCGGAAAGCAAACAGUUGCAGAUUGGAAGGCUGGAGACCACAGUCAAGUCUCUGUCUGAGGAACUCAUUAAGGCGAACAGCAUCAUUAAGAAGCUGCAGGGCGAUGUGAAGAUGCUGGUGGGGAAGAUGAAGGUGAAGAACGCGGUGACGGUGUCGCAGGAGAAGCUCGUCAAGGAGACGGCAGACCAGCUGCAGCAGACGCAGACGCAGCUGCACACCGCCCAGACGCAGCUCACACAGCGAGACGAGGAGGUGAGUAAGCUGAAGGAGCAGCUGGAGGCGACGGUGCAGAAGCUGGACGAGAGCCGAGAGGUGCUGAAGACCAACGAGAACGUGAUCACGUGGCUCAACAAGCAGCUGAAUGAGAACCAGUUGUCACGAAAACAUGAGAGUCUGGGUGCGUUCGAGUCGCCUCCGGCCCUCUCUGCAGGGGCUGGUCUCAGGAUGGGCGGAGCCUCCAGCAACCUGCGUGAUGGCAGGAGUUUUCCCCCGUCAGGUCAGGGCUACCCCUCUUCCUCCCCAUCUGCCCUGGGAUACCCCUCUAUCUCUCCGUCAGGUCUGGGGUACCCCUCAACGUCUCCGUCUGCCCUGGGGUACCCCGUGACCUCCACGCUAAACUCCAAACACUCCCCACACUUCCCCAGCGCAGGAGGCCGGCCCGUAUUCGGCCUGCACAACCCUCAGGCCUCUGGACCCAAGGUCCAGUUUAACCCCAUGAGUGCCAAGCCUUCACUGUCUCCUGUGGAGAGGAGGGAUGGCAGUCCUCCUGUCACACGUAUGCCCCUCUCCAACAAAGAGAAUGAUGACCCUGUAGGUCUGGACUCUAAGUACUUAGAGAGACGUGACGACAGCAUCCCACUCCGUGGGCUCCUGACCAACAUGAACAUGAACAAAGAGGUCCCCAAGCCAGCACUGAACAGGCCCAAGGCCGGAGGCCUGUCCGUCUCCUCCGCCCCGUCCGCCUACUUCCCUGGGUGACCCACCCUGACCGCCAGACGACCUUCGCAUGAACGGCUCCACCUUACCUGCACCACCCACACCCGCAACAGGAUCAUGGGAUUCAGACCGUGGGGGUGUGUUUGUGUGUGUGAGAGAGAACAAAUACGGCACAAGCCAUGCAUUAACUUCAGCAAUAUAUUUUUUUUAUCCAUGUUGUGCGUUUUGUUAUUUAUUAAACCAGUAUUUUUUUUAUCAGCUCAAUCAUUUGCCAUCAAAUCAGUUUGCUGGGAUAAUCGUCUUUUUAGGAUUGGUUUGUUCAACAAAAUUGAUUAACAUGUGUGUUUGUGUGUGUGACUGUGCGAAGAAUUAGAGCUAACAGCAGGCCAGACAGGUGCACCCUACAGCUACCAAACACCCUUAGAGAUGGAUAGCAUGCUAUUGUUAGCCGCUAACUCAUGAAGCCACUUAAACAGCAUUAGAAUAUUUAGCCUGUACCCACCUGCCAGAAAAGCCUAUAGCGUGUUAACAUGCUAAUGCUAUCUGCUAACUGAGAAAACCAGGGAUGACUUGAGCACGAGUAGCUCAAGGGGCCAAUAGCAUGUUGCUAAUGUGAGAGGCCCGCUUUGGUAUCGCAUGUAGGUAUACAGUAGCACGUUGCUAACGUGAGGCUUGCUUUUGGUGUGUAUGAGCCAGCACUGUGUCAUUGCCCACGAGGUCCAAACAGACCGUGGGUCCAUUUCAGAAGCGGCCCCUGAGAGCUGCUACCUGCUCUGUCCCCAAAUGCCUGAACCUGAGCUGCUUGUCUGGAGAGGCUCGUCUCCGCUGCAGGAAAGAUGCGAUGUGUGCCACUCAGACAAGAUGGCAGCCGUCUCCUCCAGUAUAGUCAGGGUCAGAGGUCAGGGAAGCAACUAGCAGCAUCUGAACCAGCGCUGGCUGGGAGGUGUACACCUGGUAGAGGAGACGUACACCUG
Messenger RNA from Sardina pilchardus (European sardine), 3075 nucleotides. It is a transcript of the gene sass6, whose product is annotated as SAS-6 centriolar assembly protein. Gene Ontology annotation, cellular component: centriole; centrosome. The transcript has 17 exons. The record is from RefSeq and is a predicted model, not a curated record. The coding region runs from base 80 to 2143 and encodes 687 amino acids. Gene Ontology annotation, biological process: centriole replication. NCBI's taxonomy places the organism in Eukaryota, Metazoa, Chordata, Actinopteri, Clupeiformes, Clupeidae.